UGUUUAUUGGUGAACACAUUGGUGUUGACGUCACUACGAACAUGGCGCUGGGGUCGGUCAGGAGUUGUUUCGCGUCCUUUACGUUUCUCGGCAGAAGCUUGACGCCGCCGGAGAUUAAAACUGUUUGCUGCUACCACAAAAAAGUGGUGGAUCAUUAUGAAAACCCAAGAAAUGUUGGCUCCCUGGAUAAGAAGGCGAAGAAUGUGGGGACUGGUUUAGUAGGAGCUCCUGCCUGUGGGGAUGUCAUGAAACUUCAGAUUCAGGUUGAUGAGGAGGGAAAGAUAGUGGAUGCCAGGUUCAAAACGUUUGGUUGUGGAUCAGCAAUCGCUUCAAGUUCCCUGGCCACAGAAUGGGUUAAAGGCAAAUCGGUUGCUGAAGCUAUGGAAAUUAAGAACACCGAUAUCGCCAAGGAAUUGUGUCUUCCACCGGUAAAGCUUCAUUGCUCUAUGCUUGCAGAGGACGCCAUCAAGGCAGCGCUGACGGACUACAAACUAAAACAGAAGGAUGAGGAGAAAGUGGCGAAGGCUAAAAAUUAAACCGCAUUCUUAAUCUCGAGAGCAAGCAAAUGCUUUAACAUCUUUGCAUAAUUUAAGCCCAUGCUGUGCUCCCCAAAACCAAACAUAUCCUUAAAGUAACAACAUCCUUCUGUACUACUGCUGUGUGUGUAUUGCCUCUGCUGAGGAGUUUCAGAUGUUUGCAUUGUCAUGAUUGCUGUGAAGUGUUGAGAAGAAGCUUUCAUUAUUUUUUGGAUUUGAUGUGUGAAAAUGUGGUUGGUUUCUCUUAAUGUCUUUCUGAAUCACGCACAAAGAUGGAGGCAUUCGUCUGUGUUUUUUUUUUUUUUUUAUUAUUAUUAUUAUUAUUCAAAUACUAAUCCAUGGAGCAAAACAGCAGGGAUUCACCAAAACCAAAAAAAUAUGAGCUGUUUAGUCAGUAACUACACUUGUAACUUAGAAAAGCAUUUCCUUAAUUGUCCUCAGGCACUUAAUGAUCAUCACAACAGAAUACAUCUGUUAAUUAUAACACAUUGAAUGAGGCCAGAGGCAGUCUGUUAAAAAUGUAUAUUUCUUUAUGUUAAAUAUCCUGUAAAAAUGGCAGUUAUUAAUAUACGCACAACUAAACAAAAUAAUUAAAUGCUGUAUUCUACUGUUGAAGCUUAAAUAAAUUAUGAAAACAAA
This is a messenger RNA of Tachysurus vachellii, 1175 nucleotides long. RefSeq names its product iron-sulfur cluster assembly enzyme ISCU-like. Gene Ontology annotation, molecular function: 2 iron, 2 sulfur cluster binding; ferrous iron binding. The transcript has 5 exons. The record is from RefSeq and is a predicted model, not a curated record. The coding region runs from base 42 to 536 and encodes 164 amino acids. Gene Ontology annotation, cellular component: mitochondrial matrix; cytoplasm. Gene Ontology annotation, biological process: iron-sulfur cluster assembly; intracellular iron ion homeostasis. NCBI's taxonomy places the organism in Eukaryota, Metazoa, Chordata, Actinopteri, Siluriformes, Bagridae.